Messenger RNA from Humulus lupulus (European hop), 1845 nucleotides. RefSeq lists its product as uncharacterized. Gene Ontology annotation, molecular function: transmembrane transporter activity. Gene Ontology annotation, biological process: transmembrane transport. The coding region runs from base 150 to 1721 and encodes 523 amino acids. NCBI's taxonomy places the organism in Eukaryota, Viridiplantae, Streptophyta, Magnoliopsida, Rosales, Cannabaceae. Gene Ontology annotation, cellular component: membrane. The record is from RefSeq and is a predicted model, not a curated record. The transcript is spliced from 3 exons.
CCUUCUCGGUCUUCGUCCUCUUUCUGAGAGUUCAAGCUUAAACAAGUCAACCAUUCACCACCGUAACCCAAAGACUCUCAUUUCUCUUCUUCUCUUCUGAGAGAGCUUCAACAGGGGACUCCUGUCCGAUCCAGAUUAUACAAACAAAAAUGAAGUCGGAGACUUUGACGUUAGUGCUGGUGAAUCUGGCUGGAAUCAUGGAAAGGGCCGACGAGUCUCUCUUGCCAGGAGUAUACAAGGAAGUUGGGGAGGCUCUCCACACCGACCCAACUGGCUUGGGCUCUUUGACUCUCUUCCGAUCCAUAGUCCAAUCUCUGUGCUAUCCUCUCGCUGCUUAUCUAGCUAUUGGUUACAACCGGACCCACGUCAUUGCUCUCGGGGCUUUUCUCUGGGCCGCCGCAACUUUCCUUGUCGGGAUUUCCUCCACUUUCUCACAGGUCGCAAUUUCAAGAGGCCUUAAUGGGAUUGGACUCGCCAUUGUAAUACCAGCUAUUCAAUCUCUUGUUGCAGACUCAACUGACGACAGCAAUCGUGGGGUAGCUUUUGGAUGGCUGCAACUAACAGGAAACCUCGGCGCCAUCAUCGGUGGCCUUUGCGCCGUCUUAACGGCCUCAACAUCGUUCAUGGGAAUUCCUGGUUGGAGAAUCGCUUUUCAUCUGGUUGCACUCAUUAGUGUUAUAGUUGGUAUACUGGUACGCUUGUAUGCAAAUGAUCCAAGAUUCUCUGAGACGGAUGGUCGAGCUAAGAAUCAGUACAGGUCUGAAAAAUCAUUCGUUUCGGAGAUGAAAGAACUGAUAAAACAAACAAAAUCAGUCAUUAGAAUUCCAUCUUUUCAGAUAAUCGUGGCGCAGGGUGUAUCUGGUUCAUUUCCCUGGUCAGCUAUGUCGUUUACUACAAUGUGGUUGGAACUCAUUGGAUUUUCCCACAAAAAAACUGCUUUCCUUUGGACUAUUUUCAUCGUUGCUUGUUCAUUAGGGGCCCUUUUUGGAGGUAAAAUGGGAGAUGUCCUGGCAAAGCGUUUUCCUAAUUCCGGAAGAAUAGUUCUUUCUCAGAUAAGCUCUGGCUCGGCCAUUCCUUUAGCGGCUAUUUUGCUACUUGCGUUGCCUGAUGAUCCAUCCACAGCAUUCAUCCACGGACUAAUAUUGUUCCUCAUGGGAUGUUUGAUAUCAUGGAAUGGUCCAGCUACUAACAAUCCAAUUUUUGCAGAGAUAGUAGCUGAGAAGUCUAGGACAAGCAUCUAUGCUCUCGAUCGAUCUUUUGAAAUGGUUUUGGCCUCAUUUGCUCCCCCAGUAGUGGGACUCUUGGCUCAGCAUGUUUAUGGUUACAAACCAAUUCCGAAAGGGUCAUCUGAUGCGGUAGAGAUUGAAACAGAUAGAGAGAAUGCUGCAUCACUAGCCAAGGCACUCUACAUGGCCAUUGGCAUUCCAAUGGUGAUUUGUUGUUUCAUUUACUCGUUCCUCUAUUGCACAUACCCGAGAGACCGCGAUCGAGCAAGAAUGGAUGCUUUGGUAGAAUCAGAAAUGCAACAACACCUAAAGGAAGUGCCAGAUAACUCCCCUUCAAGAGAAGAAUCAAGUGAAAUUCAUGUUACAGAAGGGCUGAAUGUAAAGGAAUGUAAUGAAAUCAAUAUAGAAUAUGGGGAAGAAGAUGAAAGUGAUGAAUUAGAUGAUAAUGAUGAUGAGAAGUAUUUGCUUUCUUGUCGGUUACCACUUUCAAAGUAAUGUAGAGAACAAUGAAAAUGAAAUAUAAUUUGGAUUUUUCAUUUGAAUACACUGAUAGAAACAUCACUAUUUGAACAUGAAGAUAAGUUCAAGUUGGUAUUUUUUUCAAUAAUUUUAUUGUUGU